Molecule: messenger RNA, 2231 nt
Organism: Epinephelus moara (kelp grouper)
Lineage: Eukaryota; Metazoa; Chordata; Actinopteri; Perciformes; Serranidae
Exons: 3
Coding region: 45-1295 (416 amino acids)
Source: RefSeq, a predicted model, not a curated record
ACAGACAGACAGACAGACAGACAGACAGACAUACAGCUCCAGCCAUGAUCCUGAUGGGUCGCACCUUGUGUCUUCCGUCUCCAGCCACCGUUCAGGAGUUGUUCUCUGUGGCUCGAGACGCCAGCGUCAUCCCUGAUAUCUCCUUGGAUCCCGUCCUCACUACCUUCCUCUCGCUGGACUCCUCAGAUGCUCUGCAGCAUCAGUAUGCCUUCUUACAGCGCAGCAUGACCGGGGAGCAGCAGACUGCGUUCGGCCUCAGCCUGACAGGACAGCUGGGAAACAGCAGCAGGGUCACCUAUGGAGGAGUCGGGGUUGUUGCUCUGGCUCUGUCCAUGCUUUUUGACCAGGUUGCCCAACAAAUCCGAGCACAAGGAUCCACAGAAGGCGACCCAUCUGCUCAGACACCUCCCCAGGCUAAAAGGAUUUUUGGGAUCAGCAGGUCAUCAAGAAUUGGCUGGAUCAUCCACAGCUACCUCCGCCUGAUCCCUGGCAUCGCCAGCAACCAGGAGAAGAUGGCUGAGACUACAGAGCUCUACGACAACUGGCUGAAGCUCGAGCUAAUUGACCAUUAUGAGAGGAUGACCACGAAGAAGAGGAUGAGUUCAGUGUCCAUGCAGCAGUGGUUGGCAGGAGCUGCGUUUCAUCUCCACAUGAGAUUUCACCAGGUUCGUCUGCACUCUGUGCCCGUAGGAUCAGCCGAGUCGCUGCGUCUGUCUUAUAAGACAGCGUUAGGUCGUCUGGUUCAAGGCUACACAACUUAUCUACACAGAAACAUUAAGGAGACUGGAGCUCCAGGACCCCGAAAACCCAGAAUCGGGACAGCCAGUGAACCAGCACAAACUGACACAUUCAGAAGAACCAACAUGACCUGCUCAAGUAAUCAUAGUUUUAAUGACAGUCUGGUUCAUAUCUCAAAGUUUAAUGAGACUACAGCACCCAAUUCAACUGCUGAAAUCAGCAGAAGUUGUAAAAAAGGCAGAUCCCGUGAAGGCUUUGUACUAAAUGUGUCAAACAGAAGCACUGAGAUCACUGAGGGUGUGGUCAACGGAACGAUACUCAACAACACGAGCAUCAAUGAGGAUGUUCAGGGUCUGUUAGUCAUCGAGCCAUGGAGGAACGUGAGUCACAACGUGCAGCACCACCCCUGUGAGUCUCCGGCCAUACAACAAGCUCUGGUGACUCGGAUUAUUAAUGCUCAGGACCUGGAGAGGAACAGAAACUUCUUCCUGUACCCUAAGAAAGUCUUCCACAGCCUGCUCAGGCAGAGGGACGACUUUGAGAUAAAGACAAGUUAGACAGAAAUAAACAGAGGUGGAAUGUAACCAAGAACAUCUAAGCAAGUCUACUGUAUGUCAGUAUAAAUUUGAGAUACUUGUUGCGUACUAGAGUAUUGUCUACACUCACCGGCCACUUUAUUAGGUACAGCUGUUCAACAGUUUGUUAACACAAAUAGCUAAUCAGCUAUUUGUGAAAACACAUGGCAGCAGCUCAAUGCAUUUAGUCAUGUAGACAUGAUGAAGACAAGCUGCUGAAGUUCAAACAGAUCAUCAGAAUGAUGAAGAAAAGUGUAUAACCACUGGUUACAACCAAGGUCUGCAGAAGACCAUCUCUGAACCAACAACACGUCCAACCUUGAAGCAGAUGGGCUGCAGCAGCAGAAGACCACACCAGGUGCCACUCCUGUCAGCUAACAACAGGAAACUGAGGCUACAAUUCACACAGGCUCACCAAAACUGGACAAUAGAAGAUUGGAAAAACCACAUUCAGGUGGAAGCAUGGAUCCAUCCUGCCUUGUAUCAACGGUUCAGGCUGCUGCUGGUGGUGUAAUGGUGUGGGGGAGAUUUUCUUAGUACCAACUGAGCAUGGUUUAAACACCACAGCCUACCUGAGUAUUGUUGCUGACCGUGUCCAUCCCUUUAUGACCACAGUGUACCCAUCUUCUGAUGGCUACUUCCAGCAGGAUAACGCACCAUGUCACAAAGCUCAGAUCAUCUCAAACUGGUUUCUUGAACAUGACAGUGAGUUCACUGUACUCCAAUGGCCUCCACAGUCACCAGAUCUCAGUCCAAUAGAGCACCUUUGGGAUGUGGUGGAAAGGGAGAUUCUCAUCAUGGAUGUGCAGCCGACAAAUCUGCAGCAACUGUGUGAUGUCAUCAUGUCAAUAUGGACCAAAAUCUCUGAGGAAUGUUUCCAGCACCUCAUUGAAUCUAUGACACCAAGAAUUAAAAAGG